CAAUCCUUUUUCCGGCGAUCUUCGGAUUCUCUCCGACGACAUUUAUGCUCCAAUCAUUUUGGUUUCUACAACAACUUGGAUGGGUGGGUCUCAUUACGCAUUUUAUGCCCCUAAAGUUGCAAAGUGUUUUGUGAAUUUUUUGGCUGGUUCCCAUUCCUGGAAUAUUUAGAGGGUUAGGGAGUAUUUUGUGGAUUUUGGGCAGGUUGGGCAUACAACCGUGUUCGCAGGAGGCAAUCUUAGGCCUCUCCCACACUCGUGUUUACUCUGUUUUAUCUCACUUUUGCUAUGGUAUUAGUUUUGGUCAUGCACAGUUGAUCCAGAUUCCAGACCCAAAUGGUAGGGAGACGCAUUUUCCGACUUCAUCUCUAUUGGAGGUAUCUAGCCGACCUUUUCGGCAUUUUUGUUUUGAAUUUGCACAAUUCGCAGAUGUUUCUUGAGUCGUUUUGAAUUUGCACAAUUCCUAGUGGAAUGUUAUUCAUGAGAAUCCAUUCCAGCCAAUUUUGAUUUCAAUUCUAAUUGUAGACUAGACCAAGUAGGUAAAGGAAAUAGAUCAUUCCGAUUCUAAUUCCAAAAAUUUGAUUCCAACUAUGAGCCAAAUAGACCCUAAGUUUGUUUAAAUACUCAAUGGACAUGGACAUCCAUCAACAAUUGUAUAUCUAUAUUAUGCAGGCACAACGUUUAUGAUUCCUCUUGAUUGGUGAAAAAUCAUUUAGAUAUCAUAUCUUUUCGAUAUCAUAGUCGAACCUACAUCGAGUGUAAAAGCAUGAUAUCAAGAAUUUUAGCUAGGUUCUUAAAUUUUGAACGCAAAUCAAUGAAAGGGGUCUACUUGUAUAAUUUACGUAAAAUAUCAAACGAGGAAUUUGGAGAUGUCAAAGUGGUUAAAUCAUUUGUGAAAAAACAUUCCCACUUGAUGUAUCAUUCAUGAUGGUCUAUAAAAGUUUUUCUUUUUUUAUUUGUGUUUUCGUUUUGCUUUUUUGCUUUCUUAAAUCUCGUGCCAAAAAGCAGAUCCUUAAUAAGAGUCUAGAUCACCUGUCAACAAAAUACAUUCCAACCCUCUAUCAACAUGACUUCAGACCACACAUCUCAUACAUAGUGGGUCCCACUUUUAUGAUGGAUCUCAGUCUCAUGGAGAGAUGUAGGAUGUUAGAUAAGUUGAUAGAGGGUUGGAAUGUAUUUUGUUGGUAGAAGAUCCUAAUUCCUAUAAGAUUAUGUUUGGUUUAAAGGAAAAUGUAACGAAAUGAAGGAAAAAAUAGAGAAACCCAUACAAAGUUUAUAAAAGUUUUCCUAUCUUUCUUUUCCUUUCCCUACAUUUUCCUUCAAACCAAACACAACUUUAGUGAGCUAUGAAUCCAGUUCAUGGGUUAUUCAAUGACAGAGACUAUUCUAAUUGGAUCACUGCUUGACCCGAAUAGAAAACCCGGUCCCAUAUGUUAACGUCGUUUUUAAACGUUGGAGCCUGUCAAACUACACGUCUCCCUCUCUCCCCAUCUCUCUCGUUCGUCCCAUUAGAAUUUAGAGGAUGCCCCAGAGAACACUCUCGUUCGACCCAUCAGAACGCAGAAGAGUAGCGCUCUGUGAGGAAACAAUCCGGAUUCCACUGCGAAACCACGCAAAAGUAUUCAACCUCUCCUCAGAACAAAUCACACUACAUACAUGGUGGGACCCAUUCCUCCAAUUAUGUCCGUCUUCUCUCUCUCCUUAACAAUUCGUAUGGCAGUUGUUCGGUAAUAUUCCUCCUCCUUCCCCCACACUAGCCUUCAUCUCUCUCUCUCUCUCAAUCUGGAGUCUGGACUAUGGAGUAAGGACUGGUUCUUUUGCUUCUUUUUUCUCCCUUCUCUUUGUUGUCUCUCUUUCACACAGAGACCCACCAAUCUGCAACAGAAACAGCUGAGUAUCUGUUUUAAUGUUUAGAUAUAAAAUUGAUAGAUAGAUAGAUAGAUAUAAGAAGAGGGAAAGAACGAGUGGGGUCGAGAGAUCAUGACAGAAGGAGAGUCAGAUACAACGUUGGAGUAUACACCAACGUGGGUGGUGGCGUCUGUUUGCAUUGUUAUUGUCGCAAUUUCUCUUGCUGUUGAGCGGAUCAUUCACUUCAUUGGAAAGUACUUGAAGAAGAAGAACCAGAAACCUCUCUUUGAAGCCUUGCUGAAAGUUAAAGAAGAGUUGAUGCUUUUGGGGUUCAUAUCCCUUCUCCUGACUGUGCUUCAAGAGAGGAUUGGUAAAAUUUGUAUCUCCAAAGAUUUAGCCCGUCAUAUGCUUCCUUGUAAGCUUCAUGAAAUGUCAUCCACGGAACAUUAUCAAAGUAUCUCAACUCCUUUCAUAUCUGGGAUUGGAAGGCGCCUGCUUACCUCAGGAGCCGGUUCUGGUUACUGUUUGAAGAAGGAGAAGGUCCCAUUGUUAUCUAUCACUGCAUUGCAUCAUCUUCAUAUCUUUAUCUUUGUCUUAGCAAUUGUCCACGUGACUUUCUGUGUUCUCACCAUUGUUUUUGGGGGAGCAAAGAUCCGUAAAUGGAAGCGUUGGGAGGAAUCUAUUGAAGAAGAUACAUAUAAUACAGAGGAAGGUAUGAUGACAAAGUUCACUGUUGUCCAUGAGCAUUCAUUUAUCAAGAGUCGUUUUCAGGGUAUUGGGAAAGACUCAACUAUUCUAAGAUGGUUGCAUUCAUUUUUCAAGCAAUUUUAUGGUUCUGUGAGCCAAUCAGAUUACAUCACACUGCGACUGGGUUUCAUUGAUACUCAUUGCAGGAAAAACCCAAAGUUUAAUUUUCACAAAUAUUUGAUACGCUGCCUUGAAGUAGAUUUUAAGAAAGUUGUUGGUAUAAGAUGGUAUCUUUGGUUAUUUGUCUUUAUUUUCUUGUUGCUGAAUGUACAUGGUUGGAAUACAUAUUUUUGGUUAGCGUUCAUUCCCUUUAUUCUUCUACUUGUGGUGGGCACAAAGCUUGAAUAUGUGAUUACUCAGUUGGCCCAUAAAGUUGCUGAGAAACACUAUGCAAUAGAAGGAGAUUUGGUUGUUACACCUUCAGAUGAUCUCUUCUGGUUUCGUAAACCCAAGAUUGUCCUGCUGUUAAUUCAUUUAAUACUAUUCCAAAACUCUUUUGAGAUUGCACUUUUCUUCUGGAUAUGGGGGUUUCGUUCAGGUACUGUGCAGCUACAGCACACUACCACUUUAUGCCAUUGUCACACAGAUGGGAAGUCACUACAAAAUGGCUAUAUUUGAAGAGCAUAUACAGCAUACCCUUCUUAACUGGGCUGAGAAGGCAAAGAGAAAACAGAGAGUAGCUCCUGAUCUCUCUACCGGUAAGCCUACUGAGGGAGUU
This is a messenger RNA of Nelumbo nucifera (sacred lotus), 3310 nucleotides long. Its product is annotated as MLO-like protein 1. NCBI's taxonomy places the organism in Eukaryota, Viridiplantae, Streptophyta, Magnoliopsida, Proteales, Nelumbonaceae. Gene Ontology annotation, biological process: defense response. The record is from RefSeq and is a predicted model, not a curated record. Gene Ontology annotation, cellular component: membrane.